AAACACUUAGGACCGACCCGGAGGUGGUUAUACUGAAUCUCAGCGCCAUAUUGCGGUAUUUGAGGUAGUUUGGACGAGCGGGGAGCUGCUGUUUUUAAAGUAGGACGGGCUUACAAUACAUACACCUUCUUAUUUACAUCUGCAUCUAAAAGAAGAAAGAAAAAAAGUUUGCAUUGCAUAUUUAUCGGUUCGUAACUGUAGGAGCAUAUCAACUUAAAAUGUCCAGACGGAGACACAGUGAUGAGAAUGAUGGAGGACAGCCUCACAAAAGGAGAAGAACAUCAGAACCCAUUGAAAUUGAAGACCGAUUGGAAUCCUUGAUUUGCAGAGUUGGGGAAAAGAGUACUUCGUCUUUGGAAAGCAAUUUAGAAGGCCUGGCUGGGGUUCUGGAGGCUGACCUUCCGAAUUACAAGAAUAAAAUCCUCCGGAUCCUCUGUACUGUGGCCCGGCUAUUACCAGAGAAGCUCACGGUCUAUUCAACGUUGGUGGGGCUGCUGAAUGCUAGGAACUAUAACUUCGGAGGGGAGUUUGUGGAAUCCAUGAUUCGACAGCUGAAAGAGACCUUGAAAUUAAACUUGUAUAAUGAAGCUUUGUAUCUUGUUCGCUUCCUAAGUGAUCUGGUUAAUUGCCAUGUGAUUGCUGCUCCAUCAAUGGUGGCAAUGUUUGAAAACUUUGUCAGUGUUGUUCAAGAGGAGGAUGGGCCACAGGUGCGCUGUGACUGGUAUGUGUAUGCAGUGCUGUCCUCUCUGCCCUGGGUGGGGAAGGAGCUCUACGAGAAGAAGGAUGUAGAAAUGGAACGGAUUCUAAACCAGAUCGAAAGUUAUCUGAAGAGGCGGCAAAAAAUACAUGUGCCAAUGUUGCAGGUCUGGACUGCUGAAAAACCACAUCCACAGGAGGAGUACCUGGACUGCCUGUUUGCGCAGGUACAGAAGAUGAAAAAGGAUCGCUGGCAGGAGAGGCACAUCCUUAGACCAUACAUCGCCUUCGACAGUGUUCUGUGUGAGGCGCUGCAGCACAACCUGCCCCCGUUUACUCCACCUCCCCACUCCGAGGACGCUGUUUAUCCAAUGCCCAAGGUCGUCUUCAGGAUGUUUGACUAUACAGAUGCGCCAGAGGGCCCUGUCAUGCCUGGCAGCCACUCAGUCGAGAGGUUUGUAAUAGAGGAGAACCUUCAUUACAUCAUCAAGUCUCACUGGAGGGAAAGGAAAACCUGUGCCGCUCAGCUUCUUAGCUACCCUGGGAAAAACAAGAUUCCGCUCAACUACCACAUCGUGGAGGUGAUUUUUGGAGAACUGUUCCAGCUGCCACAGCCUCCGCACAUCGAUGUCAUGUACACCACUCUGCUGAUUGAGCUCUGCAAACUGCAGCCUGGCUCUUUGCCACAAGUCCUCGCACAAGCUACAGAGAUGAUGUACACACGCCUGGAUACAAUGAACACCACUUGUAUAGACAGGUUUCUCAACUGGUUUUCCCAUCAUUUAAGCAACUUCCAGUUUCGAUGGAGUUGGGAUGACUGGUCUGACUGCUUGACUCAGGACCUUGAUAAACCCAAACCAAAGUUUGUAAGAGAGGUGUUGGAGAAAUCCAUGAGGCUUUCUUAUCAUCAAAGGAUUGUGGACAUUGUACCAGCUAACUUUUCGGCGUUGAUACCAACAAACCCCAUUUUCAUAUAUAAAUAUAUGGAUGAAAGUAGUAGUUCCCUGCCUGGCUAUGCUGUGACGAUCGCCAUCAGCAAUGCAAUUAUAAACCGAUCCUCGAACGACGAGAUCCUGACGAUCCUGAAAGAUGUUCCCAACCCCAACCAGGAGGAUGAUGACGAUGAAGGCGACAGUUUCAAUCCUCUGAAGAUUGAUGUGUUCCUGCAGACGCUGCUUCACAUGGCUGCAAAGUCUUUUAGCCACUCCUUCAGUGCUCUGGCCAAAUUUCACGAGGUGUUGAAAAUCUUGACUGACAGCGAUGAAGGGAAGCUGCACAUCCUUAGGGUGGUGUAUGAAGCCUGGAGAAAUCAUCCGCAGAUGAUAUCUGUGUUGAUUGACAAGAUGAUUAGAACUCAGAUUGUUGACUGUGCAGCGGUGGCAAACUGGAUCUUCUCUCCAGACAUGGCCCACGAUUUCACCAGGUUUUAUGUUUGGGAAAUCCUGCACUCCACUGUUCGUAAAAUGAACAAACAUGUGCAGAAGAUACAGAAAGAGCUGGAGACUGCCAAGGAGAAACUGGAAAAACAACACAGCAGAAGGAAGGACAGUGGUGACGAGGAGGAGGACAAGAACAGUGAUGAAGAGGAUGGGCCGUUGGAAGAACAAAUUGAACGUCUGCAGGAGAAAGUGGAGUCUGCUCAGAGUGAACAGAAAAACCUUUUCCUGGUCAUCUUCCAGCGCUUUAUCAUGAUGCUCACAGAGCACUUGGUGCGUUGUGAAACCGGAGGGGUUGACUUCAACACACCCUGGUACAAGAACUGCAUUGAGAGGCUGCAGCAGAUCUUCCUAAUGCAUCACCAGACUAUCCAGCAGUACAUGGUCACAUUGGAGAACCUGCUCUUCACAGCUGAGCUUGACCACCACAUCCUAACCGUCUACCGGCAGUUCUGCGCUCUGCAGAUGUAAAGAGCAUUUUCACGAUGACAGGAGCCUGGAGAUUGAAGGGUGUCUUGUGUGAACAGAGACUUGGCAUUUCUUGCAUCAAGAUUCCCAUUUGAGAGGAGCCUUUUUAUAAUGUUUUUAUUUUUCAUUCAGGGUCAUAUGUCAUUUGCAGACCCUUUCUAAUUGUGUUUGGUUUUAAAUAAGAAAACGAAUGGGCGGCAUUAAAUAUUAAAUGAGCAAGGCUGUAGUUGAAAGGAACAAUGUGGACAUUUUCAUAUUUUUGGGGGAUGGAUGGGGAGGGGAGGCUGUGUUGAUUCUCUACAAUGUUUUUUGGUGUUUUACUUUAUUUUGAUGGUGGAGAACUUCCAAGAACUGAUCUAUUAAUGUUUGCUAGACUCCAUAGUUUUAACUUUUGAACUUAUUCAACUACAAGUAGCUAAUUAUUGUCUUUUGCGUGCAUUCAAAAAUAUGUACUUGCUCUGAUGUUGGAUACGAUAUUGAUGCUAAAACAAUCUGGCCAACCUGGAAGGAAUCUAGAACAACCAACUAUUAUUUUACUACAUAAUAUACUGUACAAUCUGCGGAAUGCCUGAAUAUGAGAGUGUAUAACAGUAGCAUUAUACAGAGUGCAGGAAGCAUGGCAUAUAUAGUUUUAUUCUUAGUUUACAUAAACCUGAAAAGUGAUUCUGUAAGGAGUGAACAAUUGGAUGAAAUACACUGGAAUCUGUUGCCUUUUUUUACAAUUGUGUGUCUUUCUAUUAUUUAUUUUUUUUUAGUUCAGGGUGGGUUGGGGGAUUUGCAUAAUUGAACUUUGCCUUUUUAAAGCAACAUUGUUAUUACUGCUACACUAUACUGUUUCACUGCAAGCCAUUACAAAAAAAGGUAAAUGGAAGCGCUCAGUAAUGUUCAUUCAGCCAUUUGUUUGCUUCUUUUCCAGACACUUGAUGAAGAUGUUUUACAGCAUGUCUCCAUGGUUGUGUAGUGUUAUGACUAACAAUGUUGUGUGUACUUCAUUGCCUUUCACAUAUUGUGUAUCCUGUAUGGCUCCUACGUCAGUCAUUUCUUCCCCAGCACACCACCUCUACUUUCAACCAAACUCAUUACAGAGUUAGUGGCAUAUAUCUUGCCAAAUGAUUAUUCAAAAAAGCACCUGUUUAAAGCCUGAUACAAUACA
Molecule: messenger RNA, 3753 nt
Organism: Acipenser ruthenus (sterlet)
Lineage: Eukaryota; Metazoa; Chordata; Actinopteri; Acipenseriformes; Acipenseridae
Product: nuclear cap-binding protein subunit 1-like
Exons: 23
Coding region: 219-2603 (794 amino acids)
Biological process (GO): nuclear-transcribed mRNA catabolic process, nonsense-mediated decay; regulation of mRNA processing; mRNA export from nucleus
Cellular component (GO): nuclear cap binding complex; nucleus
Molecular function (GO): mRNA binding; protein binding; RNA cap binding
Source: RefSeq, a predicted model, not a curated record